UGAGGGGUGGGGCCAUGCUGGGGGCGGAGGGGCUGGACCCUGGGUGAGGCCCUCGUUUAUGCCCUGCCGCAGCCACGCCGGCACCAUGCAGGCUGGCCCUUGGGACUCCUCGGACGAAGAGGCCGCCGAGGAGGAGCGGGCGCCGCUGGCGGUGUCCUGGUUGUCUUUGUCUCCUGUCUACUCUUCUAAGCUCCUGGGAGUGUGUUCCCUUCCAGGUUGCAAGUUUAAGGAUGUUAGAAGGAAUCUUCAGAAAGAUAUCGAUGAACUAAAGAACUAUGGGACACAGGAUAUAUUUGUGCUUUGUACCAGAGGAGAACUCCUAAAAUACCGAGUACCAAACCUUAUAGACGCCUACCAACAGCAUGGGAUCUGUGUGCACCACUAUCCUAUUCUGGAUGGGGACGCUCCUGACGUUGCCGAGUGCUGCAAAAUUCUGGAAGAGCUCAGAAGCUGCCUGGAAAGCAACCAGAAGACAAUCAUACACUGUUAUGGUGGCCUUGGACGCUCAUGUCUCAUAGCUGCAUGCCUCCUGCUUCAGCUUUCGGACGCACUGGCACCUCAGCAAGCCAUAGACAGCCUCAGAAACUUAAGAGGAUCUGGGGCAAUACAGACAGUUAAGGUAACGAGGCCACAGCAGCAAUACAAUUAUAUCCAUGACUUUCGAGAGAACGUAGCUGCACAUUUGGCAAGAAAGGACACAGUCUUCAGAUCAGUGUCGCGGUAAACUAAUACUGGCAUGGUGCACCUCUGUGUCUGCGUGGCUGUGGCAGACACCUGCACGAGGCACCUCACUCCUGACCUUUAACUGCUCAUCGCCGCUGCCCGAGUGACACAGCUGCUCACCUUCAGAUGUGUGCCCAACGGGCUUGGGGCGGAAAUCCCACGGGACGUGCAGCCUCUUCAUCUGUUCGGCACUCUUCAAUAAUCAUUGCCUUAAAAAUGC
Messenger RNA from Cygnus olor (mute swan), 943 nucleotides. It is a transcript of the gene CDKN3, whose product is annotated as cyclin dependent kinase inhibitor 3. The coding region runs from base 59 to 724 and encodes 221 amino acids. Lineage: Eukaryota; Metazoa; Chordata; Aves; Anseriformes; Anatidae. Gene Ontology annotation, molecular function: protein tyrosine phosphatase activity. The record is from RefSeq and is a predicted model, not a curated record. Gene Ontology annotation, biological process: protein dephosphorylation. The transcript is spliced from 7 exons. Gene Ontology annotation, cellular component: nucleus.